GCAAAAGAUUCUACAGUAUUCAUCACCUAGAUAAAUCUGUCUCGACAGGUUCAACGAUAGCAACACCAAGUACUACACUCUACAGCUUAUCAAUAUCAACACUCACAACAUGCACACCUCCAAGUUGAACACUCAGCCAAACAAGGCCAUGUUCAUCGACAACAUCGCCAGUCUCUCCGACCCUCUGUCCUCCAUGUCAUCCAUCUUCUCCCUCGUCUCCCUCCUGACCAUGGCUUAUCAAGUCCGGACACCACAGCCCUCGGUCCAGCAGCGUCUUCUCACCCUCCUCAACACAAUGUCACCAGCCUUGACGACAGGGACUCAGACAACACCCGACUCGCCAAGGGGAUACUCCCGUGAAGAGAUCCUCAACUCCUUUGUCCACUUCCUCAGCCCCGUGCUCAACGGCAUGGCCGGCAUGCUCGAACUCCUCUCAGCCGUCGACGCCUUCUCACGGCCAGAGGACUUUAGACAAUUCUGGAGCCUGGAGCGGAGCAACCUCAUCAGGGACUUUAUCGAGAGCGGGGGACCUCUGCGGGGGAUGGAGGGCUACGACGUUCCCUUCCUCGAGGCCUUUGUCAAGGACUCAUCCUGCAGAAUCGCCCUCGGCAAGAACCAGGGCAUGCUACUUCUGGUGCCCGGCGACGCCGAAGUCGGCGACGAUGUCUGGUGGGAUGAGGACGAGCAGCGUCUCACCGUUUCAAGAAAGGGCGAGGAGGAUCUCAACGCCGCCGAGGCGUAUCUCGACGACGGUUCAAGAAUGGCUGUCUUGGCCAUUUCUUCUGCGACUUAGAAAGAGAGACAUGGCGCUUUCUCUUUCCUUUUUUGACGAUUUUACGAUCUUUUGCUUUUUUUUUUGUGUUUGAUCUGAUAUCCACGCUAAAGAAGUUUUUUUGAGAUUGGGUUAACGGCGCUCACUGGGGAUAUAUGCUGGCGUAUUGUGAGCGUUUACAUGGAUAGAAACAAGUUUAUUAGGAUAAAUAAUAGUAUAGCAUAGGUACUCUUUCUCGUGAGUUCACGAUACCUUCCAAUGAAAAUUCCUUAAAAAGGCAAA
This is a messenger RNA of Fusarium vanettenii 77-13-4, 1054 nucleotides long. RefSeq lists its product as uncharacterized. The record is from RefSeq and is a predicted model, not a curated record. The transcript has a single exon. Bases 110 to 793 code for a protein of 227 amino acids. Lineage: Eukaryota; Fungi; Ascomycota; Sordariomycetes; Hypocreales; Nectriaceae.